AUGGUAGAAAAUGUAGAAGUUCAGUAUAUAGAGAUUCUAGAAGGACCAGAAAUUAUCCAGGAAAUUGUUUCUAAGAUUGAUAUCAUUAAAAGCAGACUGAAGGCGACACAAGAUAGACAGAAGAGUUAUCAUGAUCAACAUCGGAAAGAGAUGGAAUAUGAGGUUGGAGAUAAAGUUUUCUUGCGAGUCUCACCUUGGAAAGGAGUAAUGCGAUUUGGACAUAAAGGUAAGCCGAGUCCUCGUUAUAUUGGGCCAUAUGAUAUUGUCGAAAGAGUUGGACCGUUAGCGUACAUGUUAGCAUUACCUCCAGAGUUAGAGCAGAUUCAUAAUGUUUUCCACGUCAGUAUGCUUCGACGUUAUUGGUCUGAUCCGUCACAUGUUCUGAGAGAUCCUGAUAUACAGAUUUCUGAGAAUCUGAGUUACAUAGAGGAACCAGUUAAUAUUGUAGACCGACAGGUUAAACUAUUGCAAAGAAAAGAGAUCCCAAUAGUUAAAGUUAGUUGGCGGAAUCACAGGGUCGAAGAGGCUACUUAG
This is a messenger RNA of Salvia splendens (bonfire salvia), 534 nucleotides long. RefSeq lists its product as uncharacterized. Bases 1 to 534 code for a protein of 177 amino acids. The transcript has a single exon. NCBI's taxonomy places the organism in Eukaryota, Viridiplantae, Streptophyta, Magnoliopsida, Lamiales, Lamiaceae. The record is from RefSeq and is a predicted model, not a curated record.